Molecule: messenger RNA, 987 nt
Organism: Xylona heveae TC161
Lineage: Eukaryota; Fungi; Ascomycota; Xylonomycetes; Xylonales; Xylonaceae
Exons: 4
Coding region: 1-987 (328 amino acids)
Biological process (GO): proteolysis; attachment of GPI anchor to protein; protein localization to cell surface
Cellular component (GO): GPI-anchor transamidase complex
Molecular function (GO): GPI-anchor transamidase activity
Source: RefSeq, a predicted model, not a curated record
AUGCGCCUACUUUUGACCCUCUUCGGGUUACUCCUAUAUCUGGCCCUUGCGAGCGCAGAGCAUACAUCGAAUUGGGCCGUUCUGGUAUGCACGUCGCGCUUUUGGUUCAACUAUCGACACCUGGCCAAUGUGCUAUCACUCUACCGGACCGUCAAACGGCUUGGGAUCCCCGACUCGCAGAUCAUUCUCAUGCUACCAGACGACAUGGCCUGCAACCCGCGCAAUGCCUUUCCGGGAACCGUAUACAACAACGCCGAUCGAGCACUGGAUCUUUACGGAGAUAAUAUUGAAGUCGACUAUCGCGGAUACGAAGUCACUGUGGAGAACUUUAUCAGACUACUGACCGAUCGGGUUGGAGAAGAAAUGCCUCGAAGCAAGCGGCUCUUGACAGACGAUCGGAGUAAUAUUCUUGUAUACAUGACUGGGCAUGGGGGAAACGAGUUUCUCAAGUUUCAGGAUGCAGAAGAGAUCAGCGCGUUUGACCUCGCUGAUGCGUUUGAGCAAAUGUGGGAAAAGAAGAGAUACCACGAAAUGCUCUUCAUGAUCGACACAUGCCAAGCCAACACAAUGUACAGCAAAAUCUACUCUCCAAACAUCAUCUCCACGGGCUCUUCGGAAAUCGACCAGUCGUCUUAUUCCCACCACGCAGACAACGACGUCGGCGUCGCCGUCAUUGAUCGAUAUACGUAUUACAACUUGGACUUUUUGGAGACCCAUGUUCGAGAGCCUUCAUCCAAGAUGACUCUUGGCGAUUUAUUCGACAGCUACGACGAGGCGAAGAUCCAUUCGCACCCUGGGAUCCGGCUUGUCAUGGAUUUCUUCGGCAACGUCCAGAAUGUGGAAGUCGAAAACGGCGCAUUUUGGCCGGACGAUCUACCAGAUCUCGCAUCACGGUACUGGCACAUUUACACGAGGGUUUUAUCAUUGCAUUUUUCGAAAAACCGCAAUACGGAGAAAGAGACGCGAUCAUCCCAUGGGAAGAACUAG